GAUUAGUAAUUUAUGCAGAAACCCAGGACCAAAAAGAUGAAAUUCCUGCUCGCCUUAUUCUUAAAUGCCGUUAAAUGCUCGAAACCGAGGUUCUGUUUUCCAGACGCCUGCUUCCUAUCAGGUGGCGGUGCCGCGACAUCGGAGGUGGCGGUCACCAGAUUCUCAGGGACCUCCCCCGCUUCCCCUUCCUUCCCUCUACUUCCCGCAAACCGUUACAAGCCGCGGCGUACCAUUCUCCUAUCCUCACCGCGAAAAGAAAUAUAACAAAGAAAGGGAAGAAGAAAACCGCACCACCAUUGGGUGGCGAGGGUCAAGCUUUUGUCCUCCGGACCUCACAGCCGGAAACCAGACACCGCCCCCUAUAAAACCCCGUGUCCAACUCCAUCCGCUUUUGUGAGAGAGAAGCAGGGGAUAUGGGUAUCUACUGGAACCUGGGGCUCUGCUUCUCCCACGUGCCUCGUCUUCUCCUAGCGGUGGUCGCCAGCUCUCCGGCCGCCACCGCUUCGGCGGACUCCAUCGCCACCACCGGCCCUUCCCCCUUCCCUUCUCCGCCGUCCGCCAGAUCGUCCUCCGUCACCCCCUUCCGGCCCAGCAUCGCCAUCAUCGUCGGCGUCCUUACCGCCAUGUUCUCCCUCACUUUCCUCCUCCUCCUUUAUGCCAAACACUGCAAGCGGGCCUCCGCCGGCUAUGGCGGCGGCGGUGCGUCGGGAUUUUCGGCCGCCGUCGAGCGGCGGAACUCAGGGGUGGAGCGGGCGGUGGUGGAAUCGCUGCCGGUGUUUCGGUUCGGCUCGCUCCGUGGCCAGAAAGAGGGACUGGAGUGCGCGGUGUGCUUGAACCGGUUCGAGCCGGCGGAGGUGCUCCGGCUUCUUCCAAAGUGCCGCCACGCCUUCCACGUCGAGUGCGUCGACACCUGGCUGGACGCCCACUCCACCUGCCCACUCUGCCGCGUUCGCGUCGACCCAGAGGACGUCCUCCUCGUCCCCGAGCCCCGCCACCUGCCGGAUCCCGACCAUCCCUCCGCGGCAGGCGGGCACAAGUCGCCGCGAGACAGCAAGGCAGCCGGUGAAGCGGCGGCCGCGAUCCCGAACCCCUUCGGCCGGCGGAUCUCCGGCCGGCACUCCUCCGCCGGGGAGAAGUGCAGCAACUCCGUCCAGAUCGUCGUCCACCGGGCGGACCCCGCCAAUCGGAGGUCGGCGGAUGCCGCAUCCGCACGCGGCGGCGCUGCUGCGGGCGGCUUCGAAGCAACAAGGGGGAAGGUCCGAAAGGACGGGCUUCUCUUGCCGGCGGACAGGGAGGAGUUCGAGCGGCGGUGCAGUCACCGAAUCGUUGUCUCAGGCGGUGACGUGAUGCAGGAAAGAUGGAGCGAGCUUCGACCGUCGGAUCUGCUGUUUCUGCGCUCGGAGAUGAUCAUAACCGAUAGCGGAAGGUUCUCCGCGUCCCGGGCGGGCCGGGUCUCCGGCUCCUCGUUGGGCGGGGGCGGGGACGUAAUUAGCGCGCGAUGCGCAUCGGAGAUCACGGGGAUUAGCCGGCUCCCGACCCGAUCUCGCAGCGGCGGCUGCGCGCGGUGGGGGGAGGAGGAGGAGAGGACGAUGAGGAGGUGGUUGGCAUUUGCGGCGAAGCGCACGGCGCGGUGGCUCGGGAGCAGAGAGAAUGGCUCCAGGUCCACCAACUAGCUUCUGAAGAAUUUUCUUCUGACGGAAAUGCCCACGGAUCCAAUGAUUAUUUCCCAAGAGGACGCCACGGAGGGAGGCGGGUGGAUCUUUUUGAAAGAUUCCAGUGGUACGUGGAAGUGGCAAGUACCACGGGAUCUUGAGUAGCGUCACGUGAUGGACCUCCUCACGUUACCGCCGGUCUGGGGACUCGCGAGGACCCUUGCACGAGGGGAUGUAGGUUGCAGCAAAAAAGGGGAGAGUUUCGAGCUCUCUCAUCCGCGUGGACGGUUGUGAAGUCGGGAGACGGUGGUCGGUAAACGAGAUCCAACCGGAGGUGACGGGAAACACGGCGGCUUCUCCGGGAUGGCGCUUUUUGUCGGGUGGUGAGAAAAGGCGAGCCGAGUAGGCGGAGAAUCCGAACCGUCCAUUUCAAUUUCGUGGGGGGUCCAUAGAGAAAUGCGGGAAACGGCAGUCCUGGAAGCUUUGAUGUGGACGGGUGGUGGUGAGCAUUAAAUAGUGAUGCAGAUUGGCCUCGGAUGGUUUUCUUUGCGUUUGGUGCAGGAAGCAGAGGUAACUUGGUAUUUACUGCCAACUUUGUGAAUGAAUCUCGCUUGUAUUAUGUAGGGAGGCUGCGUGCAUGCUGUUUGUUGGUGCUCAUGAAGAUGAGAAAUAUCUGUACUUUUGACUACGAAAUUUCGGAUUGCAGCGUUGAUUGCAUGCUAGUUUAUGCAGAUGCCAAUGUUCUAGCUUCUAAACCUCACAUAUCACAUGUUUCUCAUCAAGUCGUGGCAAAUAUAUUGGAACCAUUGUUGUGUCUCUCAGUUUUCUGGGGAGGAGGGUUGCUUUCGUUUUAUUUUUUAAUUUGUAGAGAGUGGAAACAGAAAAUGGAAAACUUCAAUUAAUGGACAUGUUUCAUGCGACUGCUGUCCAUGGAAUAACAUUUUAGUAGCUGAUAUUAAGAUAUCAAGAUAGAUUACUAGCUUAAACAUGCGACUGUUAUUAGUCUAAAACAAAAUGCUUUAUGGUCUUCGUCCAGUCACUCAUCCUGGA
Elaeis guineensis (African oil palm) is the source of this 2702-nucleotide messenger RNA. RefSeq names its product RING-H2 finger protein ATL43. Lineage: Eukaryota; Viridiplantae; Streptophyta; Magnoliopsida; Arecales; Arecaceae. The record is from RefSeq and is a predicted model, not a curated record.